AGUCAAAAACAAAAUUAAUAACUAAUUUGUGAAGGGGGUUAUUAUCUAAGUACUCAAGCAGCUAGUUCACUAAUUUUUUAAUAACUUAGGCACUCCAAGUCAAAUAUGUAAACUUUUUGAUAACAAAGAAAACAUAUUUCCCCAACUCAAAAUUCAUUAGUUACAAAAUAUUUCCACAUGAUUCCGAGGUCAACUGAACCUACAUCCAACUCGAUCAAUGUGUUGUUCAAAAUUUCACGUACUUGUAAAGAAGAUGGUGAAUUAUUUAAAAUAUAAUCGAUACCUUAAGUGUAAGAUAAGUGUAGUUAUAUACAAACUCGAUCUAUUUAAUCGGAAUGAGAAAAAAAAAUCAAACUUCAAAGUACCUAAAUUGCUCGUCUAUAAUGUUGCAAUUUAAGCGAUUUAACUUGCUGGACGAAUGAAAUGAAACUUUCGGUUCGAAUUAACAUUUUCACAGAAUUUUUCUUGAAAACACUCUUCUUUUAGUUGCUAUCGAGAUUUGAAGGAUGUAAGGCAAAUUGAUCAUCCAUAUAUUAGUUCACACAUUUUUUUUAAGGUGAUAUACGUUUACUUUCAAUGUCAAGUGCUAUUUAACGAAUUCGAGACAUCGAGAUUGAAAAUCACUUAUAUUAUCACUGGAGUAAACUCUAAUUUGCUAUAUUAGCUUACACGUGAUCUAAUUGGCACUAUUAUGAUUUAUGCAUAAACAAGUUAUUUUUUCACUUGACACUAUUCAACACUUUCUACAAAUUUGAUAAAAUUAGUUGAGUUAAAAAAACCCAAAACACCAUCACAAGUGAAUCCAAUUGAAAUAGGGGAACAAAAUCCCCAUUUACUUUCAUUGCUUUGGCCUUUGGUGGAUUAGAAAGCAUCAAAGCAAUAUAUUUCGUAAUCAUGCCCUUCCAAUUUGUUAUUAUUAUUUCUCUUUUUGAUUUAUUCUCAUUUUGUUCCCCCGAGUUUAAACAUUUUUUUUUCUUUCUUUCUUCUCUCUCAUUUCCUUGAUUAUCUCCAAACACGCUCCCACUCGCAUCCUCUUUCUCUCUCUUCUUCCUUUCUUCUCUUCCCCCUAAAACUACCAAUUUCUCCUCUCUUCCCCCCUUCCCUUCCUCGUCGGAUUAAUCCAAUCGGCCGCCGCCGUCGUCCGAUACAAUUAAACUGACCACCGCCAGAACCUCCUCCGGCGAUCGGUGCCGAAUGACUCCUCAUCCCAAUUCGGGCGCGCUCAAUUUCCUCGGCAGCUCGAUUGGAAACUCGGUACAAUUGCUCCUUCAAUCCUCCUUCUCUUAGAUCCCUAAUUGUAAAUGUCCCCCCCUCCCAAAUUGGAUCUUUCAAGUAGUUGAUUGAAUCAUAGGGAAAAAGAGAAAGCUUGUUUCCCUUCCCGUUCAUGGCGCCUCGAUAAAGGGCCGUCCUUCCGAUCACCGCCUGAGCUGAAAAGGGAUUGGGGGAAAAGGAGUCGGCUUGCUGGUUUUCUGUUUUGAAAUAUUAGGGUUAGGGUUGUAUUGGCGGAGGGAUGUUUAAGAAGAUUAUUAAAGGCGGGCGGAAGCCGUCGAAGUCGGACGACGGGUUUGGGAACGCGGGGCACCACCGGACCGGGUCGGGUCCUGGCAAUGUGGUGGUUAACCACGCUUCGCGGGGUGGUACCGGGGCGGCGGUCUCCACGCCGGCUUCUCCGGCGGUGACGAACCCGCCGCCUAUGCAAUCCGUGGAGCCUCUCCCGCUCUUCAGGGACGUCCCCGUGUCGGAGCGGCAGAAUUUGUUCCUCCGGAAGCUCCAGAUUUGCUGCUUCCAGUUCGAUUUUGGGGACACUUUGAAAUCGGUCAGGGAGAAGGAAAUCAAGAGGCAGACUUUGCUGGAGCUUGUGGAUUUCAUUCAGUCUGGGUCGGGCAAGAUCAAUGAGAACUGCCAGGAAGAAAUGAUUAGGAUGGUCUCAGUGAAUAUCUUUCGAAGCUUGCCGCCCAAUUCCCAUGAGAGCACGGGGCAGGAGCCUGCUGAUCCCGAAGAAGAGGAACCAUAUUUGGAACCUUCAUGGCCUCAUUUGCAGCUUGUUUAUGAACUCGUGUUGCGAUACGUCGUCUCUUCAGAUACAGAUACCAAGGUUGCAAAGAGGUAUAUUGAUCAUUCAUUCGUAUUGAAAUUGCUUGAUUUGUUCGACUCUGAGGAUCCGAGGGAACGGGAGUAUUUGAAAACUAUCCUUCAUAGGAUAUAUGGGAAGUUCAUGGUGCAUCGGCCCUUUAUUAGAAAGGCGAUAAACAACAUCUUCUACCGGUUUGUAUAUGAGACAGACAGGCACAGUGGAAUCGGGGAGCUUCUUGAGAUCUUGGGGAGUAUUAUAAACGGCUUUGCCUUGCCGAUGAAGGAGGAGCAUAAGCUAUUCCUUGUUAGGGCACUUAUACCACUACAUAAACCGAAGGCGAUAUCAAUAUACCAUCAGCAGCUUUCUUAUUGCAUCACUCAGUUUGUUGAGAAGGAUUACAAGCUGGCGGAUACGGUUAUAAGGGGUUUAUUGAAGUAUUGGCCAGUGACCAAUUGCCAGAAGGAAGUUCUCUUCCUAGGUGAACUCGAAGAAGUGCUCGAGGCAACUCAACCUGCAGAAUUUCAGCGUUGCAUGGUUCCUCUGUUCAGACAGAUUGGUCGUUGCUUGACUAGUUCACAUUUUCAGGUCGCAGAGAGAGCACUGUUCUUGUGGAACAACGAGCACAUUGUGGGGCUAAUCGCACAGAAUCGAGGCGUGGUACUACCGAUCCUCUUCGAUGCAUUGGAGAAGAACAUCCAGACACAUUGGAACCAGGCAGUCCACGGGUUGACAGUUAACGUCCGGAAGAUGUUCCUGGAGAUGGACGCCGAGUUGUUCGAGGAAUGCCAGAGGCAGUACGAGGAGAAGGAGUCGAGGGCGCAGGAAGUGGAAGAGCAGCGGGAGAUGACGUGGAAGAGACUCGCUGACGUGGCUGACAAGCGAGACGACAUGAUCACUGCUUGACACGUCAGCCAAGGAAGAUUCCUCUCCUCUCUCCAGUAGGGAAUGGAGGGAAGAGAUGGGCGAUUAAUGGAGUGCUCAUCUCAUACCCCCAUUUUUAUCAUGCCCUAUUCUUUUUUCCUUCUUCUUUGCAGAAUCUAUUUUUUUACCCCCUCUAUUUUUGUAUUUUUUUGGUUGAUCUUCAAAGUCAAUUUUUAAAAGAUGUCAAAAUUACAAGAAAAGCAGCCUUAGCAGUAAAAAUUGUAAUUUUAAAAAAGUGUUGUUUAGUAAUAUGCCUGCUGCUACAUCCAUCCAGAAUCAUAUCUCCUGGGAGAGCUUUUGGUUUAUUUUUAUUUUUUUUGUUAAUUUAGUUUUAGUUACCUUUUCUUUACUUCCAGAUUUUAUUUAUUGGGGGGUUUUUCUUCUUUUAAUCAGACUAGUAAAUUUUACUGAACUUUAACUCAGUUGUUUCCACUCAUAUAUGUAAUGUUGUUGCUCAAUUUUUCUUUGGGUUAUAUGAGUGAAUUUGCUUCUUUGGCUGUCCAUAAGCUCUCUAUAUAGAUGUUUGAUAGUUGUUACUUGGUUAGAGACAGAGUGUCCCUUUGUAUCGUCUUUCUAUCCCGACAAUUGUAGCUUAAAUUCUUAAUUGGUCGUCAAAGGUUCAUUAGUUUUAACAAUUAAGCUAAAGAUAAUUA
Messenger RNA from Linum trigynum, 3648 nucleotides. The record is from the annotation of a GenBank genome assembly. Lineage: Eukaryota; Viridiplantae; Streptophyta; Magnoliopsida; Malpighiales; Linaceae.